CCUAUGGCAGUUAAACGGUAUACGUGGCUUGGCAUGCUGCGAGACACUAGCGGCGCUCAAACACGCAGUCCCUGUGUCCGUAGAAUAGGCAGGUAUCGUACUUCUGACGAAGGCCACCAGAGAUGCAGUCAGCGAAUGCCAGGGAGGCACUGGGAUCGCGACAUGCACUACACUCCUUGCCGCGAGGAGGCUGUGACCCAGACCCUUCUCACAUAUUGAACUCGCGCGACUCAAGAGAAAGUUCCAGAUGCUCGACCGCACAAGCCAUAUAUUCGCUGUCAUCGAACUUUUUAAUGUCGAAUGGCUAUAGGAGAACAUUACCCCCAUAACGGGGGCGGGAGUUGGUGACAAUAGGGUCGCCGGGAUCCUCAGGGAAAGCCAAAACGGACAAACCAAGGCCACGUUCUUGUCACAAGGACAGUCUCGCGGACAUCGACACGUACAACCAAUUGACCGGGAUUGCGGAACCUACAAAAGCGGACCGACUAUAUAUAUAAUCGGCUCGCCGAUAAGUCGGCGCUCGCGACCAGACAGAGGUUGCUAGCCUGUCCAGGGUGGAGAGUCUAGCAGCACCACGGGAUUCGCGCACGAACGGUGCGUGAACCACACGUCAGCCGGAAUUUCAGCGGGUCGAGCGGAAGCCUAAUUGUUGGCGCUCGCGAUGAUAGGCUUUUAUGAGUAUCCUAGCAGAAGACUGGGAGAGCCAUAAGCCGUAUUGCAGGCAUGUCGUAUAUUGCCCUGCCACGAUUCACACUGUCGAAGAAGGCAGAUCUUCUGCUUGUGGUUACAGAUGGUUUAGAAUGAUGGGGUCGGGGUGAAACGAUCUGUCAUACUCUUCUUCCUCCUGAUUGAUAAGCAGAUACUGGUAGCUGACACAUUACGACCACACUGUCAUCACUGCUGGCGUAGGUAGGUACGGUUGGGUUUUAACGUAACUCACAAUUGCUUCCGUACGUCCUGCAGUCAUACCUGAUUUGAGGCCGAAGUAAACGAGGUUGAGACAGAACUCUUUCGACCUUUCUCUUGCCUUUGUCCGAUGAAAUUGCGGGAAGUGAAA
Messenger RNA from Aspergillus alliaceus, 1057 nucleotides. RefSeq lists its product as uncharacterized. The record is from RefSeq and is a predicted model, not a curated record. The transcript has a single exon. Lineage: Eukaryota; Fungi; Ascomycota; Eurotiomycetes; Eurotiales; Aspergillaceae. The coding region runs from base 4 to 219 and encodes 71 amino acids.